CAACGGCCGGGGAUGCGGGCGAAGAAGCAAAGGCGUUGUCGUUUUCAGAGCGUUUGCAGGGCGAGGGAUCUCUGAUUGACGAUUCGACCCCAGGUAGGUAGUGCUGGAUGCUACCUUUAUUUGAGCGUCGGACCUCCUCUCCGCUGGCGAUUCAGAGGUCUUGAAUGUCUUAGUGGUUACUCUGCUUUGCUUCUCGAAGAGCCGGCGUUCAGGAGUCAUUGUUGUCCUUCGCUCGCACUGAACACUAUUUGUCUCAUCGCCCCUACUGUCAACGCCAUUGUAACUCGCCACCAUGGACAUCCCAACAGAGCGUCCUGCCAACGCCGACGAGACUCAGACGACUGCUGAGAUAGCCGUCGUCACAGCGGCGUCUGUUCUCGUCUUUGCUACCACUGUCCUGCGUUACAUGGGUCGAUGGGUCUUGCAAAAGCGGUUGGAGGCAGGCAAAGGGCGCAGCGGCGACAAGAUCUGGGGCUUGGAUGACUUGUUCAACGUGCUGGCCGUUUUGUCCUUCUUUGGACUCGUCGUGGCGGUCGCUAUCGCUAUCGAACGAGGAAUGGGCACCCACGUUACUCUGAUCUUGUACGAACGCGGCAUUCAAGGACUGAUCGACUAUAACCAGGCCAUCUAUGUAUCCGCCGUCUUCUACAACACCGUUCUCGGCAUGGUCAAGCUCAGUGUCCUUUGCUUGUACAUGCGAAUUCUACGCGGUGUACAAUCGCAAGCCCUGCGUACUCUUGUCUGGGCCGUCUUCGCCAUAGUCGCCGCCAACACGCUAGCCAACGUGACCGUUGCGAUCUUCCAGUGCUGGCCAAUUAAGGCUGCCUGGGACGUUACGAUAACUGCCGAUCAAAAACGAUGUGUCCAAAUCAACGCCUUCUACCUUGGCAACGCGAUUACGGGCGUGACCACGGAUGCGAUGGUUUAUCUGCUCUCGAUUCCCAUCGUCAAGCCUUUGCAGAUGGACAGGAAGACCAAGUUGCAGCUCUUGGCUACGAUGCUCGUUGGUGGAUUCGCUGUGGUUACCUCAGCCGUUCGCUUGGGCUUCAUCCCCGCCCUUCUGAAGGAUCCCGAUGUCUCCAUGGCCAUGGGUGUCCCAAUGAACUGGAGCGUCGCCGAACCUGCUGUAGGUAUCCUCGUGUCCAGCGGUCCCGCCAUCCGCGCGCUUCGCUUCCUCUUCCGCAAGCCAGGCGAGGACUCCUACGGCUCCGGCGCAGCCCAGUCCACCCUCCGCAGCCGAAAUGGUCACAUCCAACUCUACGACAUGAAGACCGAUGCGAAAGACGUGGAGAGCCAGAAGACGAGGGAUCCUGAUAACGACAGCGAGGAGUAUCUCGUGGUUGGCAAUCCUGGAAUGAAGAGCCACGGACAGAUUUCCAGGACUACCGAGCUAGAGGUCUCGUACUCCACGAAGUAGAUGCGGCUCAUGAGGGGUGUGUUGAAGAAGGGUAAUGUAGAUGCCGACGUCGUGAGGACAUGUAUUUACGGCCGACGUAACCCACUGUUGAACGAGCGCUGGCGCAUCGAGACUCGUCCCGUCGACUCUGGACUCGUGGUCAUUGUUGAUGUAUCAAUUACCUUCUCGUCGCUCGUUCAACUUUUGAUAGGGAAAUAUAUCUAAACCUGGUUAGCGAAGAUGAUCUCGAUCCUCAGAAGCACUGCCAAGACGCAGGGCCGUGAAUGGCCAGAUCCUGUGAUCUGAGCGGGAGAAAGCCAAGAGGUAUCCCCAUCAUCGCAUCAUUGCAUCCUGAGCCAUUCGUACAGUGCUCGUGGAAAUGAG
Molecule: messenger RNA, 1780 nt
Organism: Trematosphaeria pertusa
Lineage: Eukaryota; Fungi; Ascomycota; Dothideomycetes; Pleosporales; Trematosphaeriaceae
Exons: 5
Coding region: 293-1417 (374 amino acids)
Source: RefSeq, a predicted model, not a curated record